AUGGGUCUCUACCGCGUCCGCGUGUCCACCGGGUCCUCGCUCCGCGCGGGCUCCAACAACAAGGUGCAGCUGUCGCUGGUCGGCCAGCACGGGGAGGCUGCGCUCGGGUGGCGCCUGCGGCCGAUGAGGGGCAAGGAGGCGGAAUUCGAGGUGGACGUGUCAGAGUACCUGGGGCCGCUGCUGUUCGUGAAACUGAGCAAAUGGCACCUCCUUCAGGAUGACGCGUGGCUCUGCAACUCGAUCUCCGUGCAGGGCCUCGGGGCCAGUCGGGACGAGUUCAGGUUCCCAUGCUACCGCUGGCUGGACAAAGGCAUCCUGAGCCUACCCGAGGGCACUGGUCGCACAGUGGUCGACGACCCUCAAGGCCUGUUCAAGAAACAGAGGGAAGAAGAACUGGAAGAGAGAAGGAAGCUGUACCGGUGGGGUAACUGGAAGGAUGGCUUAAUCCCGAAUAUGGCCGGGGCCACAAUAUGUGACCUCCCCAUAGAUGAGAGAUUUCUGGAGGACAAAAGAAUUGACUUUGAGGCUUCGCUGGUCAAGGGGCUGGCAGACCUAGCCAUCAAAGACUCUUCAAAUAUUCCGACUAGCUGGAACAGUCUGGAUGACUUCAACAGGAUUUUCUGGUAUGGCCAGAGCAAGUUGGCUGAGCGGGUGCGGGACUCCUGGAAGGAGGAUGCCUUAUUUGGGUACCAGUUUCUCAAUGGCUCCAACCCCAUGUUGCUGAGAUGCUCUAAUCACCUUCCUGCCCGCCUAGAGUUUCCUCCAGGGAUGGAGGAGCUGCAGGCCCAGCUGGAGAAGGAGCUCCAGGGAGCCAUGCUAUUUGAAGCUGACUUCUCCUUGCGGGAUGGGAUCAAGGCCAACGUCAUCCUGUGUAGCCAGCAGUACCUGGCUGCUCCUCUGGUUAUGCUGAAACUGCAGCCUGAUGGGAAACUCUUACCCAUGGUCAUCCAGCUCCAACUGCCAUGCAAGGGGUCUCCCCCACCACUGCUUGUCCUGCCCACGGAUCCCCCGAUGGCCUGGCUCCUGGCCAAAUGUUGGGUCCACAGCUCUGACUUCCAGCUUCACGAGCUGCAGUCUCAUCUCCUACGGGGACACUUGGUGGCUGAGGUCAUUGCUGUGGCCACCAUGAGGUGCCUUCCAUCGAUACAUCCUAUGUUCAAGCUUCUCAUUCCGCACAUGCGAUAUACCAUGGAAAUUAACCUCAGGGCCAGGACUGGGCUGGUCACUGAUUUGGGAAUUUUCGACCAGGUGGUGAGCACAGGUGGGGGCGGCCAAGUGGAGCUGUUCAAGAGAGCAGGAGCCUUUCUAACCUAUAUCUUUCUGCCCCCUGAUGACCUGGCUGAGCGGGGGCUCUUGGAAGUCAAGUCUCCUUUCUAUGUGCAAGAUGCCCUUCAGCUCUGGGAAAUCAUCUCUCACUAUGUGGAGGGCAUUGUGAGUCUCCACUGUAAGACGGACAAGUCUGUGAAAGAGGAUCUUGAGGUGCAGGCCUGGUGUCGAGAGAUCACUGAGAUUGGGCUGCUAGGAGCCCAGGACCGAGGGUUUCCCAUAGCCCUACAGUCCAAGGACCAGCUUUGCCACAUUGUGACCACGUGCAUCUUCACCUGCACUGGCCAGCACAGCUCCAACCACCUGGGCCAGCUCGACUGGUACGCUUGGGUCCCUAACGCACCCUGCACGAUGCUGCUGUCCCCGCCAACCACCAAGGAUGUGACACUGGAGACAGUGAUGGCAACACUGCCCAACUUUCAUCAGGCUUCUCUCCAGAUAUCCAUCAUUUGGCAACUGGGCAGACGCCAGUCCAUCAUGGUGGCUCUGGACCAACAUGAGGAGGAGCAUUUUUCGGUCCCUGAGCCCAAGGCUGCGCUGAAGAAAUGCAGGGAGGAGCUGGCUGCCCUGGAAGAGGGCACUGAGAUCCGGAAUGCCAAGCUGGACUUGCCCUACGAAUACCUGCAGCGCAGCCUGGUGGAAAACAGUGUGGCCAUAUGA
Lipotes vexillifer (Yangtze River dolphin) is the source of this 1986-nucleotide messenger RNA. It is a transcript of the gene ALOX15, whose product is annotated as arachidonate 15-lipoxygenase. Gene Ontology annotation, molecular function: oxidoreductase activity, acting on single donors with incorporation of molecular oxygen, incorporation of two atoms of oxygen; protein binding; iron ion binding. Gene Ontology annotation, biological process: lipid oxidation. Lineage: Eukaryota; Metazoa; Chordata; Mammalia; Artiodactyla; Lipotidae. The record is from RefSeq and is a predicted model, not a curated record.